Apiotrichum porosum is the source of this 1173-nucleotide messenger RNA. RefSeq lists its product as uncharacterized. Gene Ontology annotation, molecular function: ATP binding; cyclin-dependent protein serine/threonine kinase activity. Gene Ontology annotation, biological process: protein phosphorylation. The transcript has 5 exons. The coding region runs from base 1 to 1173 and encodes 390 amino acids. Gene Ontology annotation, cellular component: nucleus. NCBI's taxonomy places the organism in Eukaryota, Fungi, Basidiomycota, Tremellomycetes, Trichosporonales, Trichosporonaceae. The record is from RefSeq and is a predicted model, not a curated record.
AUGAGCAACCCCGUCGCCCGCCCCCUCGCCCAAGGGAUCCAUGCCGACCUUAUCCUCGCGCCUGUCGGGGCGUCGUCGCCCUCCGUCGAUGCCUUGGCGCCGCCGCAGUGGAUAGACGUAGCCGAUAGUGCUGUAGCGGCAGCGGCACGGCGUCUAGUCUUGAAGAUUGUCGUCGCGCAAAAGAAUGGUGUCUCGCAAGCGCGUCGACCGCACGAUGUCGUUCGCGAAGUGCGAGUGCUGGAGAAGGCCCGCCACAGCAACAUUGUGCCGCUACUGUCAUACGAGUUCAACGCGGCGCUCCUCGAACACACCCUCACCUUUCCACUGCUCGCACUGACUCUGACCGACCUGUUGGCGAGCGAGGUGGCGUGCAGACAUGUGGUGGACCUGUUUGCCUAUACAGCCAAGGGGGUGUUUGCCGCUCUACAGCAUCUCCACUCGCUCGGCCUGGCACAUCGCGAUAUCAACCCGGCCAACAUCAUGGUCGACUGGCACGGUGUCCCGCGGCUCAUCGACUUUGGGACGGCCUGGGACCCCAAUAGACGAGGCGAUGACGGUCACGGGGGCAUGAGCUGUGCUGUCGGAGCAGGACCCUACCGCGCGCCUGAGCUCCUGUUCUCGCCACCAACAUACGACGCCCAAGCUGUUGAUCUGUGGGGAGCUGGUGUCUCGUUGGCCGAGUUCUUUCGCCCACGCGGCACGCGUGCGAGUAGCGUCAGCGACUUUGGCGGCAGCGACACGAGCGACAGUCCAGACCCAAGCCAGUUCGAGCCACCAGACCUCACCGGUCUGCAGUUGACCCAGCCGCCUGCUGUACUGUUUUCCUCACAAUUUGGCGAACUGGGCCUCGCAGCCAGCAUUUUUAGGUUGCUAGGCACCCCGACCCAUGACUCGUGGCCGAGCUUCUCGUCGCUGCCAGAUGCGGGCAAGAUGCCGUUCGACGUGCAGCCUGCGCGCCUGUUACGAGACGCCCUCGAGCUGGACAACAGCGUGGGCACAAGCAGCGCAGGCACUGCCAUUGUCGAUUGUUUGGAAGCGCUCGUCCGCCUCGAGCCGGCGGCAAGGCGCAGUGCUACCGAGACACUGCGUGUUCUGGAAUGUGUCGCACAGAACGAGGUGGCAGGUGUUCUCCAACCUUUAUUGGAAGCCACUGCCACGCAGUAUCGCGUCUAG